GCUCCAUAAAACCCCGAAGCCGCAGAUUCCCUGCAGAGGCGGAAUCCAACCCUUACGUCUUCUUCAACUCCGAGACCGAAACAGCGAGCAUGGAGAGGCGCAGCGGAAGAGCAAGCUUCAACGGCAGCCUCUACCCAAUGACCCACCUCGGUGAGCCCCUCGCCUCCUCGUACCUUGGACACGAAACUCCCCGCGCCACCCACGAUCACCGCAUCGGCCGCCGUGUCGAUGGCACCGAGCUCAACGUCUUCGACGCGGAGCGGUACUUCCGCGAGGGAGACGAUGCGGCCGCCAAACAGACCGGUAGGCAUGAGUUCACGGCCUCCUCCGUCGACGGCUUCGAGCGGAACGGCCACGGCCGGAGUGAUUCGUGCCUGGACACGCCGACCGCGUCCUCCGAGGCUAGCUGGAACAGCAAAUCCGGCCUCCUCUACAAGCCGCAGGAUUCUGCAGCGGUCACCUUGAGAGCGUCCCCCGUAAGAGAUCCGAGGAGGCCGCGGGCCUCCGGCUCCCGCUGGCUCUUCUGUCGCAGCUGCCCCUGCUCCGGGGAGAAGUCCGUCGACGUCGAGGAGAGGCACUUCGAAACGAAGAGCCCGGCUCGCUCGUCUAUGGAGUCGGAUGCCACUAUAACCGCGAAGAAACAGAGCUAUCGAACAGGGGAGGUGCGUCUCAGUAGCAUCCCAGAGAGAGUGGCGGCCGAAGAACCCAAGAAUGAAUUCGAUGUCGAGGAAGUGACGAAGGUGAAGAUUACUCCGGGAAACUGGGGUAAAGAUCGGAGCUUUUUCCACGUUGCGAAUCGGUUUUCGCCGGAAAAGACCAUUCCGACCGAAAUUGGCCACCGUAUAAUGAACCCCGGGAAGUCGUUGACUGACUCAUCCGGCUUCUCCUUCCCGAUCCUCUGUCCACCAUCCUCGAACCUCGCCGAAGAGCCACCGCGGGAUUCGCUGGAAGUCUUCCGACCAACCGAUGAGUCGACGAAGAUGACGAAGAAACCGUCGGAGUUCCAACGGCGUGCGACGGUGCUGCCGUUUCCUGCCGAGCGAGACAGCCCCAGCUUCACCUACCCGGCGAGCCCAAAGCCUCAGCCGGAGGAUGACGCGGCGAGCGACGAAAGCUCGGACCUUUUCGAGAUCCAGAGCCUGUCGACCCAGAUGACGUACCGCCACCGUGAUUCCCUCGACGAGCUCGAAGGACGCCGCUUCGUUGGCAACGGCGCGGCUGCCGGGAUCCUCCAGCUCCGUCGGAGCCUCGAGGGGGCGGCAGCGCCAUCCAUCGCCCCGAGCGAGUGCUACCAGCCCAGCGAGGCGAGCGUCGAGUGGAGCGUCACGACCGCCGAGGGGUUCGACCACGCGAGCGCCGCAAACUUCUCCAGCGCUGCCUCCAACUACGACGAGUUCCGCUUCAUCGAGGAGGAGCACAACCGGUUCGCGGCGGCGAUGGGCGGCGAGCCCGCGGGACCGCGGCGGAAAGCGAACGGGCUUCUGGACUGCCGUAGCGAGAAAGCCGUCAGCGUCGGCCCAAGCCCGGUUCGUAUUCGGCCUCCGGUCGACCCGGACGUCGUGCCGCGGGUAACCAAGAUGGGGAGAGCGCAAGAACGUCUGGGCCGCCCGGUUCAGAAACAUUAGACCGGUUCGGACCGGUUUAAUCGUCCAAUUCACUUAUGUUCCUUUUUUGGGUUAAAUAUAUAUAAGUGCUUAACUUUGUGCUAUUUUGAGUUGUAUUAUAUACGUAUAAUCUUAUUGUUGCUCACAUAGGCUUAAGUCUUGAUAUAGAUGUUGUUGUGAGCAAUUGGGUCUCUGUCCCCAACAUUUUGGCUUAACGUGCAAGCAAUCUUGGCUUUCUUUUGA
This is a messenger RNA of Musa acuminata AAA Group (dessert banana), 1847 nucleotides long. Its product is annotated as protein PHYTOCHROME KINASE SUBSTRATE 4-like. The transcript has a single exon. Bases 90 to 1625 code for a protein of 511 amino acids. Gene Ontology annotation, biological process: phototropism. NCBI's taxonomy places the organism in Eukaryota, Viridiplantae, Streptophyta, Magnoliopsida, Zingiberales, Musaceae. The record is from RefSeq and is a predicted model, not a curated record.